GGUGGUGGUGGUGGUGGUGGUGAUGAUAGUGAUGGCGGCAUCGGCGAGGCGCGGGGCGCGCUGUGGGUGAGCGCCCCCCCCCCGACCUUGGGCUGCCCCUGCUGCCCCCGCGCGCUCCGUCCGUUGGCGCCGCUGCCCCCCAACCCCCUCAUGAGCGGGGUGCUGGGCCUGGUGUGGCGCCUGCUGCACGCCCUGCUCUGCCUGCAGCGCGCUCUGCUCGCCUGGCUCCGCGGCCCCCGCAUCUGGCUCUGGCGCCGCGCCGCCUCGGCCGCCGCCUCCUGCGCCCUCCUGGCGCCCGCGGCGGGGACUUUCGCCUUCCGCAAGGCCGACGCGGCGCGGCGGCGGCCCGGGAGCGCGGCGGCGGCCCGCCAGCGGUGGCGCUUGGACGGGCGGGCCCUGCAGAAGCUGCCGGUGCACAUGGGGCUGGUGGUGACCGAGGAGGAGCCGAGCUACGCGGACAUGGCCAGCCUGGUGGUGUGGUGCAUGGCAGUGGGGAUCUCCUAUGUCAGCGUCUAUGACCAUAACGGUAUUUUCAAGAGGAAUAACUCAAGAUUAAUGGAUGAAAUCUUAAAACAGCAACAAGAACUCUUGGGACUAGAUUGCUCCAAAUACACAGUGGAAUUCUCAAAUCAAGACAAAGCUGAUCAAGUUUUAAAUUGCCAAUCUACAUUGAAGGUGCUGUCUCCAGAAGAUGGAAAAGCAGACAUAGUAAAAGCUGCUCGGAACUUUUGUCAGUUGGUAGCACAGCAGCAAAGAACAUACGCCGACCUGGAUGUAAAUGAGUUAGACAACUUAUUAAGUAGUACAAAUGGAUUUCCUGAUCCUGAUUUAGUCUUGAAGUUUGGUCCUGUGGACAGCACAUUAGGAUUCCUUCCCUGGCACAUCAGACUGACAGAGAUCAUUUCUCUGCCUUCCCACCUGAACAUCAGCUAUGAAGACUUUUUCUCUGCCCUCCGUCACUAUGCAGCCUGUGAGCAACGCUGGGGAAAGUGACUUUUGGCUGAGCACACUAAAUCAGGCUUUCCACGGAAAGGAAAUGAUGUCUGUGUUUACAAGCACCUGUGACCCAUAAGUCUGGUUCAUAGUCGUUUCUUAAUUUAUCAACAAACUCAAUAAAGUGUCUUACCUUUCUAGAGA
Dromaius novaehollandiae (emu) is the source of this 1137-nucleotide messenger RNA. RefSeq names its product NUS1 dehydrodolichyl diphosphate synthase subunit (gene NUS1). The record is from RefSeq and is a predicted model, not a curated record. The transcript is spliced from 5 exons. Gene Ontology annotation, molecular function: ditrans,polycis-polyprenyl diphosphate synthase [(2E,6E)-farnesyl diphosphate specific] activity. Gene Ontology annotation, cellular component: dehydrodolichyl diphosphate synthase complex; endoplasmic reticulum membrane. Bases 151 to 993 code for a protein of 280 amino acids. NCBI's taxonomy places the organism in Eukaryota, Metazoa, Chordata, Aves, Casuariiformes, Dromaiidae.